Messenger RNA from Uranotaenia lowii, 2028 nucleotides. Its product is annotated as nose resistant to fluoxetine protein 6-like. Bases 16 to 2028 code for a protein of 670 amino acids. NCBI's taxonomy places the organism in Eukaryota, Metazoa, Arthropoda, Insecta, Diptera, Culicidae. Gene Ontology annotation, molecular function: acyltransferase activity, transferring groups other than amino-acyl groups. The transcript is spliced from 4 exons. The record is from RefSeq and is a predicted model, not a curated record.
CCUCAAGUGUUCAAAAUGCUUAAGCUAUUGGUAGCAUUGGUCUGCCUCCUAGAGGUUACCGGCGCUCAGCUAAGUUUGAGUGGUCCGAUUUUAAAAGAAAUCGAGAAACAGAGGAGGAUUGUGCAAGGAAAUACUACUCAACCUAGAAACGGAGAGUUUAGUGUCGAUGAGGUAGCAGGUCUUACCCGAGGGUUUGUCGAUUUUCUAGCAGAUUUUGAUGCUUCCGUUGUUGAAAAUGAAGACGAUAGACUAUGCGUCGAUACAAUGAGCGAGCUUGCCCAAGCUUAUCUUAAACGACAACGACACGGUCAAGAAUGGUACGAUUCUUGGGGGAAGGUACCGGCCGGAUUGUAUUACGACAACGGUAUGACCUUUGGAAAUUUUGAACAGUGUCGGAACUACCGAUGGCAAAAUGUCAGAGGGCAGCACUGUACUUUUAUCUCGUUUCUUCCGAAUGAUUUGCCAGUUUUUCAGUGCAGCAUUUGUGUACCGGAUCAUUGCGAUCCACGAACCGUUCAUGUUUUAUAUGGGGCUUAUUUGAUGACCAAAGGUGUCCUACUGUUGGACCUUUUCGAUCCCCAUCAACUUUGCGUCAGCGAUCGAUCCGUUGAAUAUCACGGAGGAGUGAUCACUGCUACUGUAAUAUUUUCCAUCAUCGCUCUACUAGUGUUAGCAAGCACGGUCUACGAAUUCGUUAUGGUGUUCCUCGAACGGGAAGCGAACCUUCUGCUAAGUUCCUUUUCGCUGUAUAGGAACAUCCGAAGCAUCAUUCACGUUGCACCGAAAUCGAAAGAUGUUCAAAAGCAACGGGAUACGAUCGAGUGCAUCAACGGUAUUCGAGCACUCUCGAUGAUUUGGGUCAUCGUGGUGCAUGUUCACGAAAGCAUGGGAAGCAUUCCGGUGGACAAUUCGCCAGCCAGGCUGAACUACAUGGUUAGCUUCGUAUCGUCAACUCUAUGGAUGACGGGAUAUUUGGCUGUGGAUACUUUCUUGGCACUCAGUGGAAUGCUCGUAGCGAUGAGUAUGCUCAGAGAGUUGGAUAAGAAGCAGAAGUUCAACCCGUUGAUGCUGUAUCUUCAUCGGUACAUUCGUAUAACGGCUCCUUUAGCAGCUCUCGUAUUGAUUACGGUAUCUUUUACCACAUAUAUGGGUGAAGGAAUACUGUGGAAGCCAGUGAUGGAUCGUCUUCAAGACACCUGCCUUAAAUAUUGGUGGUCUACAUUGCUACACGUUCAGAACUAUGUUAAUCCGGAUGAUAUGUGUCUCAGUCAUACCUGGUACCUGUCCGUCGAUAUGCAGCUGUACAUCAUCGCACCGGCCUUGAUCUACCCUCUUUGGCGUUACGGCAAACGAGUUCUUUGGGUAAUCGGAUUCCUGGCACUACUUUCUAUUUUCUGUGUCUUUACGAUGUUCAUCGUGAACGAGUUUCGGUUAAACAUUUUUGCUCCCAAUGAGGGAGGGAGAAGAACCAUUUUGACGUACUAUCCUACCCAUGCCCGGAUGUCAGUCUGGCUUUGGGGCCUGAUCUUCGGAUACAUUCUUCACAGCACCAGAAAAAGUGGAGUGAAUCUACCGCGGAAAUACUACGCAUUCGGUUGGGCGGCUUGUUUCACAUUUUUGGGUCUAAUUUUGUACUCCAUGUUCGAGUUCCUUCGAACAGAUUAUACAACUUUUUCAUUUGUGGCAGAUGCAUUUUUCGAGUCCAUGGGAAGGUCGGUGUUUGCCAUGUGCGUGAUGUGGAUUAUCUUUGCUAGCAUCAAUGGCCAUGGAGGUGUCGUGAAUGACAUUUUGAGUGCAGGGAUGUGGCAACCGUUGGCCAAACUGUCGUACGUCAUGUAUCUUAUACAUGUGACAGUUCUUUUCAUGUUCUCGGUGUCGAACGUGAAGACGGUUCUGCAUUUCAGCUUUGCCGACAUAUUGUACCGGAUAUGGGGUGCCAUCGGUCUGACAACAACGUUUGCAGUGUUUUGGAGUGCCAUUUUCGAGAUUCCAUUUGUGACAUUAGACAAAUAUUUACUUAAGAAUUAA